UUUGUAUUUUGCGUCUUGCCUCUUCCGUUUUUCAGUUUGCUUUGCUCUCUCCACCGUUCACCACCGCCUCUCACCCGCGCGGCGUUUCGAUUCUGAUUUUAUACUGCUGUUGCCCACACCGAACCUGACUCACACACACAGGCGGCGGAGACUACUACCACCACCACCAUCAUCUCGGCAAUCAAGUGGCCCCCAAGGAACGUACGUCUAUAUCUGGUUGCAUAUGUAUAUAAAUAUAUUUUAAAAGUCCGCUUCUGGCGAGCCCCAGAAUAAAAGGCAACACACAAUCGGGCCAAAACGAAGACUACAUGAGGUAAUCUGCAAUGGAACUAUAGGAGAGCAGCAGUAGAAGUAGCAGCAAGUCACAAUUUCAAUGCCAGUGAUUAAGUGACACCUCCACCACCUUCCACUUGCAUUUUUUGUUUGUUGUAGCCACGUUCAGCGAAAGCAGUCGACAACAGCAACAACAGCAAUAUGUAGGCGCCCCAACACCAACAUCAAAAUACAACCAACAACAACAACAGCAGCAACAACAACAACUACCAACAACCCCCAACAACACCCCACAAAAUAAAUAGAAAAAAAAAAAACAAACAAAAAUAAAACUUUAAGAUAAUAAUAGACAUCAGGGACCGAGAAACGCCACUACGCCAUCCGGAUCCUGAGACAAGAAUGCAACACGUGAGCGCUGCCAGCUCGGUGCCAUCGGUAGUAGCCCCCGUAGUGACCACUGGUGGUACAACGAUCACCUUGGGCGGACCCCCACACACGCUCCCCAAAUCGGAGCACAAAGACGAUGGCAAGCCGCCGCACGGCUUGGAGAUGUACAAGGUCAAUAUCGAGGACAUCUCACAGCUCUUCACCUACCACGAAGUUUUUGGCAAAAUCCACGGCGAUGUUGUGAAUCAUCAAUUGGCGGCUGCCCAUGGUGGCCAGUUACCGCCCCCGCCGCCACUACCGCCGCAGGCCACCAGUCAUGCGGCGAGUGCGGCGGCCGCAGCAGCGGCAGCAUCCACAAAUAAUGCCGCUGUGGCGGCAGUAAUGGCCUCCGCCAAUGCAGCGGCGGCAGCAGCAGCAGCCGCAUCGGCAGCGGGAGGCGGCGGGGGACUACCGCCAGCUACCAGCGGAAAUGGUGGCCAAGUGACUGUGACGACGACGAGCAGCUCGACGGCCAGUAGCAGCGGCGGCGCUGGAAGUACUACCAGCGGCACUACGACCACGGCGGGUGAGUUGCUAAUGCCUAAAAUGGAGGGAGGCAUACAUAACGUGGACGGCAGCGGCGGCGGCGGGCAGUCGAACGUGGCGCUGGCGCCGGACGGUACGCCGAUUGCGACGGGGACGCACGUUUGCGACAUUUGCGGCAAGAUGUUCCAGUUCCGGUACCAGCUGAUCGUACACCGGCGCUAUCACAGCGAACGUAAACCGUUUAUGUGCCAGGUGUGCGGUCAGGGCUUCACAACGUCCCAGGAUUUGACCCGCCACGGCAAGAUACAUAUUGGCGGUCCGAUGUUCACCUGUAUCGUGUGCUUUAAUGUUUUUGCUAACAACACGAGUCUGGAGCGGCACAUGAAACGGCACUCGACGGACAAACCGUUCGCCUGCACCAUUUGCCAAAAGACAUUUGCCCGAAAAGAGCAUCUGGACAAUCACUUUCGGUCGCAUACGGGCGAAACGCCAUUCCGUUGCCAGUACUGCGCCAAGACGUUUACGCGCAAGGAGCACAUGGUCAACCAUGUGCGCAAACACACGGGUGAGACGCCACAUCGUUGCGAUAUUUGUAAGAAGUCCUUUACGCGCAAGGAACACUAUGUUAACCACUACAUGUGGCACACUGGUCAAACCCCCCAUCAGUGCGAUGUCUGCGGCAAGAAAUACACGCGCAAGGAGCACCUAGCCAACCAUAUGCGCUCCCACACCAACGAGACGCCGUUCCGUUGCGAGAUCUGCGGCAAGAGCUUUAGCCGCAAGGAGCACUUCACCAACCACAUACUCUGGCAUACAGCAGGCGAGACGCCGCACCGGUGCGACUUCUGCUCCAAGACGUUUACGCGCAAGGAACACUUGCUCAACCACGUGCGCCAGCACACGGGAGAGUCGCCGCACCGCUGCUCCUACUGCAUGAAGACGUUCACGCGCAAGGAGCACCUGGUCAACCACAUCCGGCAGCACACGGGUGAGACACCGUUCAAGUGCACCUACUGCACGAAAGCGUUUACGCGCAAAGAUCACAUGGUUAAUCAUGUACGGCAACAUACAGGCGAGUCGCCGCACAAGUGCACAUACUGCACCAAGACGUUCACGCGCAAGGAGCAUUUGACGAAUCAUGUGCGCCAGCAUACGGGCGACUCCCCGCAUCGCUGCUCCUACUGCAAGAAGACCUUUACGCGCAAGGAGCAUUUGACGAAUCAUGUGCGCCUGCACACGGGCGACUCGCCGCACAAGUGCGAGUACUGCCAGAAGACGUUCACGCGGAAGGAGCACCUCAACAACCAUAUGCGCCAGCACUCUAGCGACAAUCCGCACUGCUGCAAUGUCUGCAACAAGCCAUUCACGCGCAAGGAACACCUGAUCAACCACAUGUCCCGAUGCCACACCGGCGACCGGCCCUUCACCUGCGACACAUGCGGCAAGUCGUUCCCAUUGAAGGGUAAUCUGCUCUUCCACCAGCGCAGCCAUACCAAGGGCCAGGAGAUGGAGCGACCCUUUGCCUGUGAGAAGUGCCCCAAGAACUUUAUCUGCAAGGGUCACUUGGUCUCGCAUAUGCGCUCCCAUUCGGGCGAGAAACCGCACGCGUGCACUCUGUGCAGCAAGGCGUUCGUCGAGCGCGGCAAUUUGAAGCGCCACAUGAAGAUGAAUCACCCGGAUGCUAUGAUGCCGCCACCACCCGUGCAUCCGCAUCCACAAAUACCGGCUGGUGUGCUGACGCAAGUCAAGCAGGAGGUGAAACCGAUCAUAAUUCCCCACCACUCGGCGGCGACGACCACGAUGCACACCAUCCAGCAGAUAACGGCUGGAGCUGCAACGCAAUUGACACCGGGUCUCGUGCCGCUGGUCACCUCGACGCUCAUCUCGCAUAACCCACAAUCGCAAAAGCAGCAAGCAGCCGCCGCAGCGGUUGCCCAGCAACAAGCCGCAGCUGCAGCUGCCGCCCAACAGCAGGCAGCCCAGCAACAGGCAGCAGCGGCCCAUCAGCAACACCAGCAGCAAGUGGCCGCCGCCCAUCAGCAGCAACAGCAGGCGGCUGCUGUCCAGGCAGCUCACCAACAACAGCAGCAACAGCUCCAGCAGCAGCAGCAAUUGCUGCAGCUUUCCAUUCAACAGGCGGCGCAUCACCAUCAACAGGAGCAGCAUCGCCAACAGCAGCAACAACAACAGCAGCAGCAACACCAGCAGCAGCAACAACAGCAACAGCACCAUCAGCAACAGCAAGGCCAUCCACAGGCACCACCGCCGCAGCAGCAACAGCAGCCACCGCCGCAGGUUCCGAUUGCAUUGAUAAGUGAUCCAAGCGCUCUGGCACGUGCCGCCAUGCAGCUGCAACAUUUGCCGGCGAAUGUGGAGCAACAUCCGGUUGUUUACUAACAGUAGCCUCUCCUGCACGGCUACACGCCCACCACAGCCCACGUGAGCAGCACCACCAGCACCGCCCCAGCAGCAGCCACAGCGGCCUGGUGAGGUGCCACCAGCCAUCAGUGAGCUACAGAGUGCUAGUUAGUGAGCCGGGCUGAAACCGAUAUCUCUAUGUAGUAGGACCCAUAACAAGCACACCCCAUUUAAGCAGAUAGUUGUAUGUACAAUAGUUUUAGCAACGCGCUGGUUACGCUUCUCUGUGCCCCGAUAGAAACAGAGCAUUCAGGGGGAACUGUGGUGGAUCCAAAUUCGUUGAGGGGAUGGCAAGUAACAAGUAAUCUUGUAAGGAUUCUGAGUAAUUUUUCGUUGGAAACUACAAGUCCAGUUAAUUUUGAACUUUAAAGAUCACAUAAUUCUUUUAAUAUAUAUUUUUUAUUUAUAAAUAUUUGAUUUUAGUAACAAUCGAGUUAACAAAGAUGUUUUACAUUUUUUUUAUUUGUGUUCUCUUUUAAAUCUUUGUCACUUUUAAACAUUUUUUUAAGAUGUAAACUUUUUGCAGGAGUAGAAGCUAGGGAAAAAUUACCCAGAAUCACAUGAUUACUUUUACGGAUUACGGAUUUUGUAAUCCUUUCUCUGCCCCCCAAAUACAGAGCACCCACCACAUAUAGAAAGUGUUAUUGCAGAUUCUGCUCUGCAUUCUCCCCAGUGCAAUACAUUCUUCCUCACUUCCGAAACUCUUCUACUAGUCUGCCGCCAGCUUUAACGUGCAAUACGAAUCAUCUCAUAGUUUUUCUCACGAUAUUGGUAUCUCUUCUUGUGUAUUCUAAUUGCUUUUUGGACGCUUAGCGUACAAUUAAUUUGUUCACGUGCUUUCAACAUUUCUGAAAUGUGUGCCAGGCGGUGCGUCUAGGUCUAUGGGAUGAGGGCCCAUCAAUUAGCUGUGCUAAGUGGCCCAACCUAUGGAGGCGUUCAUCAUCGACUCUUAUACCGAAUCUUUGCGCCAGACAUUUCAAGGUAGGGGGUUAGGGUUAUGUGGUCGUAACCAGCAGUAGCGUAUAUCAUCUUGUAUUUUAAUUGUGUUUCGACUAAGUUAUACUUAUGAUUAUAUCCAUUCAGAGCGACAUUCAUAGAAAACAUCCUCAUCAUACAUGAACAUAUGCAAAUGUGCAUAGACAUACGAUUAUAUAUAAACAUACAAUAUAGUUUGUAAAUAAUACGCAACAAGACCCUUGGAAAUCUAUCGAAAAUCUAUCACAAUUGUAUUAUUUUUGCAUUUUCCAAGGUGGCUGCUAAUCAUGGAUAAAACACGGAUAAAAAAAAAAACAAACAAAAACACUUACAUAUAUUGGCCAAAUGUGGCCCCUAACCCAGUUUAGAAACGUCAUUCUAUAAUGAUUAUGAGAAAUGCGUAUCGACAUGCAGAUAUAUAUAUAUAUAUAUAUACACGACAGCGGAAAGCUAAAAUAUAACAGAAAAUAACUAACAAGAUAAAUAAGAAAGGGAUUAUUACAACACAAACAACAAGAAGAAGAAAUAAAAAACAAAAUUAUUAUAUUUAAUGUUAGUUGAACUACUAAAAAUAGUAAUUGCGCAAGCAAAUCGAGAUGAUGGAUUAAAGGAAGGCAGCGCCUUAAGGCGGGAGAGAGUAGUUUUAGUUGGGCCCGUACCGCCCAAUAAUUAUGAUUACACUUACGAUUAAAAUUACGAUUAUGAUAUAUGAAAUACUAAACCUAUAACAACAAGUUAUUACCCCACUAUUAAAGUUAACAAACCAACAACAACCCUUACAUAUACAUAAAUAUAUAUAUAUAUAUAUAUAUAUAUAUAUAUAUAUAUAUUACGACUAGGCACAACUCUAAAAUUAAUAUAACCCUUAACUGUGCUUAUGUUGAAAACAACAAACAACAAGAACAAGUUACAGCCGUAAUAAAAAUAAUUAAAAAAAGCGAAUCGAUUAAUGAAAACGCCCCAAGCGCCACAAGCAACAACAUAUCUGCUUUAAAUUUUACAAAAAAAAAAAAAAAAACAAAAUGAAAAAAGAAAACUAAAAAAAAAAUGUACCAACAUAUGAAAGAUGAGUCAAAGUUUAUUAAUUUAAUUUAAUGAAAGAAAAAAAAACAACACGUACACAGACAGACAGACACUCACACAAACAAACACUUUAUGCUUCCUUUAAAUGCAACAUUUUAUACAUUUAAUUUUCAACGAUUAAAUGCUUAAAAACAAUUUUAAUUUAAUUUAAAAAAUGUAAUUGUACACGAAUAAACGAAAAAUGUAAAACUGUUCGUUUGACCAUUUAAAGACACGA
Molecule: messenger RNA, 5878 nt
Organism: Drosophila ananassae
Lineage: Eukaryota; Metazoa; Arthropoda; Insecta; Diptera; Drosophilidae
Product: gastrula zinc finger protein XlCGF57.1
Exons: 8
Coding region: 673-3582 (969 amino acids)
Biological process (GO): regulation of transcription by RNA polymerase II
Cellular component (GO): nucleus; chromosome
Molecular function (GO): RNA polymerase II cis-regulatory region sequence-specific DNA binding; chromatin insulator sequence binding; DNA-binding transcription activator activity, RNA polymerase II-specific
Source: RefSeq, a predicted model, not a curated record